GGGCCGCAUUUUUAUAUAUGGUAACUGGUAUGAGGAUCAAGCUGUGAUGGUAGAAAAUAUGCUCUUCCCUAAAGUCUUGGCUAUCAACUGCCCUAACUUUGAUUUUGCUGCUUGCAACUUCACGGAAAGGAAUAUGUACCUUAAGGAUCGUCGUGAUGGUAUGAGUAAAGAAGGUUCAGGACGAGUGGCCAUCAUGCGGGCUACUGGUCUUUUGCGUUCUUACACUCUGGAAUGUAAUUAUAAUACUGGUCGCACUUAUAACCCAACGCCACCAUCUCCACUUGACCAUAGAAAAACCCCACAGAGUCCUCUGACGACCCCUCCCAAAUAUACCCCAGCUGUGUUUGAAGAUUGUGGUCGCCAGCUGGGUGUCAGUCUACUGGACCUGGUGGGCAGUUGCUGCGGAUGGUCUCGACUGCCACAGUCGCAGUAUGGCAAUUUGGCAGGUGUACGAACAUGGCUGCACCAUUUUCUUAGCUCCUCAGCUCUCUCUCCUCGCACACAUAUCACAGGCUCUCAUACACCACGCACACCAGCAUCACGCUCAUCAAAUAAGUUGACAGUAGAGAGGCUUAGUGGUGCUAGAAGUAGUGUUAGUGGGCCAAGACUAGGGCCUAACAGACAAGGUCCACCAAGUACACCUGCCUCUCCUAGACUUCCACGCAGUCAUAGCCAGCGUGUGCGUCGCCAUUCUUGGUGUCUUACUGUUGAUGCCGAAAACCAAGAACCCCAGGAGAAUUCCGAAGGAGCUACACGAUCCCGACCUGCCAGUGCAAAGAAAUCCAUUGCCUCCAGUGGUCUGUCUCCACGAAGUAAGCCAAAGUCACCAAAAUUAAAGACACAAUCUCCUAAGAAGCCGGGAGUAUCUCGAUCCCUCACAUUCACAGAACUUGGUGAAAGUAGUCAUUUAAGUAGUGAAGCUAAACUUGCUAGCAGUAAGAUAACAUCUAACAAACACAGCUUAACAGCUAAUGUAAGCCUUACUCCAAAUUUAAAUGUGAAGCUUUCAAUAUCUGAUACACCUGAAAGUCCAACAUUGGUAAAGAAAGUUGAGAAAAUUAGAAGACAGAGGAGCAAAGGUUUGACUUCUGGUACAAAAAAGUUGAAAAUUUGCCCCAGCUCAAGUUCAAACACUGAGGAAUCAUCACUUAAAAAUAAAGACUCUUCGUAUUACAGUCUUCCAGGUUUGGAAGUAAGCGAGCGCAAAUGUAGCCCUUUGUCGCCUUCUCAGGAGGGAUUUUAUGCUGCAGGUCAGAGUCCUUUGUCACCCCGCUCUCCACUAUCUUCUGUUUGUGAGCCCCAAGCUAGCCACAGUUCUCCAGGACUUGGAAUUAUAACUACUGCAGUUUCUUGUGACCUUUAUGUUCAGCCCAAAUCUCCUGCAAUUGUUACUUCCUCUAAGAAGGUAACAAAGGUCUUAUCCUCUCCAAGUAAGCGUUCCAGUAAACACACAUUAAAGUCACUGUCAAAAAGUAUGGAUCGUUUGCCAGCUGUAGCAGGAGCUGCAGGAGAACGUCUCAAACUUCUACCCAAGAAAGUUAAAAAGAAAGUAGCAGCUCGUAGUGUGACAGAUCUCUCGGGAACUAUAACAUCACAACCCAUCAAACCUGCUUCUUCACAACCAACAUUGGACUGGAUCAUAAGUGAGCCACCACAGGUUAUAUCUGCCGACAUUGAUCCAGUUCCUCCAAAAAUGAAAAAACGAAAGAAAAACAGCCGUAAAUCACUGAUUAUUCUGUUGCUUGAUAGAGAGGCUCAGGUCUAAUCAGAAUCAAAGUUAUGUCAACAAAUGAAUACGGCACAUUUCUGAAGGUAAGAAUCUAUUAGUUAUAUAUUUAUGGUGAAGCACUAAACCAGUAGGGGUCAUACACUGGAAGGUUAAGUACUGUAGUAUAGCCACCCUUUACAAAUAAAAUUUCACUAAAUAUAAUAGGCAUACAAGGUUUGGAAAAAGAUUUUGUCUUUGUAGUCAGUUUUGUGUUUGGACAAAAUAGGACUAGUUUACCUGGUUACAGUACUCUACAUACUCAAUACUGAACUGCAUGUUAAUAGGCAAGUCCUAAACUGGUAAUGGUUAUACUGUGUCUGGGGAAUGGUUGAUAAUCAGACUUGAUCCAAGCAAGGUGAGGGCAGCUCCAAUUCUUUGGAUCAUGAGCCUUUUGCCCACAUCAAGGCACCCUUGAAGGGACUUAAGGAUGAAAUUGGAAUGCUUGGGGAAUGGAGAAGUAUGUAUGUAAGAAGAUGGUGCUGAUCAAUAAUAUUAGCUUUUAAGUGCUCACUUUAUUUUUCUAUACAUUUAUUCUGAACUUAAUGAUGUAAAGCACACAUAAUAGAGUCCGACCUUUUAUUGGAUGACGUACUAGCCUGUAUAAGUCUUUAUCUUAUCAAAACAACCUUCCAGAAAUUUGAUACAGUAUUCAGUUUUCUUAAGACUUGUGAAUUUUUGUCAGAGCUUUAUUUUAUAGGUUCGAUAAAGCUCUGCUUAAAGCAAAACAGUCCAAUAAAAGGCUCAUUUGUUAUGAGUGUUUUGCAUUCCUAAUUUGUCAUCUACUUGCCAUUUUUUGGGU
Cherax quadricarinatus is the source of this 2567-nucleotide messenger RNA. The record is from RefSeq and is a predicted model, not a curated record. Lineage: Eukaryota; Metazoa; Arthropoda; Malacostraca; Decapoda; Parastacidae.